Messenger RNA from Anopheles merus, 1231 nucleotides. RefSeq lists its product as uncharacterized. Lineage: Eukaryota; Metazoa; Arthropoda; Insecta; Diptera; Culicidae. Bases 260 to 796 code for a protein of 178 amino acids. Gene Ontology annotation, cellular component: Golgi membrane. The record is from RefSeq and is a predicted model, not a curated record. Gene Ontology annotation, biological process: vesicle-mediated transport; protein secretion. The transcript is spliced from 4 exons.
GUUUACAAUUGGACUGGUUUGUUUACAAUUCGGCUGAUUGCAACGGGAUUGCUAUCGAGCAAUAGUACGAUGUUUUAGGUUGAAUUGUGUAAAUCAAACUUUAAUUAUGUACUUUCUACUGAACCUGUGUCGAAAGAAGAGAAGAGCAUCUGCUAUAAAUAUUCGUUUGUUAUCGGAAUAAGACCCAACAUGUACGAGUUGAACAAUCGUUGUGUUGGAAAACGAUCACAUGGCAUCAACUUAAGUUUGCUGUAAAAUCAUGUGUGUAUCAGCAAUACGGUUUUUGUCAUUUCAGGCCCCUUUGCUGAAUGAUGCCGAGAUGUUCGAUCAAGAAGAUAUUAAUCGGGAAAAUAAAGUUUCAAAUCAGCUUUUGCAUCCAUAUGUGACUCUGUUCCAUGUUUUAUUCCGAAUGGCUGCUAUUAUUUCAUAUUUAUUAUGUGGUUGGUUUAGCGAUAGUUUUAUUUUUAGCUUUGUAUUUGUUGUGUUGAUGCUAUCGGCCGAUUUUUGGACAGUGAAAAACAUAACUGGUCGCCUACUCGUUGGGCUGCGUUGGUGGAACUAUGUAGAUGACAAAGGUGUAUCAAAUUGGAUUUUUGAGACAAAGUGUCAAAACUCAUUCAACUUUAAUUAUGCUGAUAAACAAAUUUUCUGGAUUACGCUCAUAGCUUGUCCAAUUGUAUGGAUGGGUUUCUUCGUCAUUGCAUUGUUUGGUUUGAAAUUCAAAUGGAUGAUUCAGGACAACGAUGAGAUAGAAAAUAUCGCAACACGGAUCAUGAUAACGCAGUUGUGGCGAUAAACAAACGAGAAACAUCUAAACAAAGUAAUGGAGCUUGUGUUUCAAACAUUGGAGAAACCUUCAGAAAAUACUGAAUACGGAUGCUAUGGUAUGUGGAAUUAAUAAAAUGAUCAUUUUGUUCAAUAAAGUAAAUCUUUUUUUUUUAUAAAUUCAAAUUCUCUUAAUUCAUCAAAAGUUUCUACUUUUAACAUGUUUUAAUCAGAUUGAAUUAAUUUACUUAAAACGCGAAGGUGGAUUAAGUAAGAUGAAUAAGUAAGAAAAAAAAGGAACUCACUAGUGUUGGAUAAAGUAGCACAAUUCAGUGUGCUGUGCGCACACGCACUUUGUCCUAAGUGUGCUGUGCGCACUGUGCACACAGUGCGCACUUUGAACCACUGCGGAAGUGCUAGCACAGUGCUAGCACUUACGCACAGUGCGCUCUUUGAGCACAGUGCG